Paralichthys olivaceus (Japanese flounder) is the source of this 1566-nucleotide messenger RNA. The record is from RefSeq and is a predicted model, not a curated record. NCBI's taxonomy places the organism in Eukaryota, Metazoa, Chordata, Actinopteri, Pleuronectiformes, Paralichthyidae.
AGCAACUUCACUCUGACGAUCAACGAUCUGAGAGAGAGUGAUAAAAACAGUUACUGUUGUAGUGACAAAGAAAGUGAAUGCCAGGGGYGAGWAAUUCAGCUCCUUGUUGCAGACCUGCAGGUCAAGGUGCUUCCUGCCAGAGGAGAAAAGACAGUGUCACUGAUGUGCAGCAGCAGUUGUCCUCUGACUGAAAGCCCUGCAAACUAUAUCUGGUACAAGAACAGAGAGUUUCUCUAUCASGACUGGUCUCCUUGGUACCAGGAGCUAAUCAGCAGCYAGGAAGCAGACACAUACUCAUGUGCUCUCAAAGGCUACGAGCAUCUCAGAGCCCCUGAAGUCUCCGUGGACUCUCUCACAUCAGCCUGCUUCACUGUGACCUAUGCUACAGGCAGAAUGUGCUCAUWUCAGCAGAGACCAGAAGAUGAGCCGUGCUCCAUCACAUAUCCCAGAGAAUUACAUGUUCAAAAGACUGAAGCAAAGAACCAUUUCAAACUGGCCUGUAACACCAGCUGUCCACUGACUGAAGCUCAAACCAUCACAUGGUACAAAAACAGACYAUUGGAUGUGGCARCACAGUCCKCAGUUCRCAGCUCCUCUCKMGACAUUUACUCCUGUGCUGUAGAGGACUUGCUCUCAGAUGAAGUUUGUGUUCAGGAUCCAAAGUGCCUCAGAGUGAGUUAUGUCAACAGGAGGAUCUGUGCUCUGAGAGGUUCCUCAGUGAACAUCUCCAGUGAAUACUCGAAUCCUUACAACCAGACGUCAAUGUCUAAAUUGUGGUUUAAGAAGAGGAGAAGUGAUGUGGAGGCUGGUGAGCUGAUGAAGAGUACAGAUCGUAUUAAGUUUAAAGACACAGUGAUGAACCACCACAUCCUGACAAUCAAUAAACUGAACAAGAAUGACUCAGCAGAAUACAUAUUCAGAACAGAAGGAGAUGCAGGGAAAUGGUCGGCUCUUCCUGGAGUGACUUUGGUCGUCACAGAGCUGAGAGUGAAGUUUACUCCUUCUGCAGAGGUGACCGAGGGACAGAGAGUCACGCUGACCUGCAGAACCAGUUGUCCUCUGWCGGACAACAUGAACUACAUUUGGUACUUGAACAAUCAAACUGUGAAUCAGACWAAAAGACAAAGCAAAUACCUGGUUCUAGACCCCGUCAGCAGRGAGCAUGCAGGAAACUACUCCUGCAGGGUUAAAAUGUUCCAAAGGAGCUCUCAUCAUAAAAUGCUCACUGUCCACAGAAAACAAGGGGCUCAAGCAGCCAUAGGAAUAGUUGCUAUUCUCCUGGUUAUAAUACCCAUCAUCGUCUUCUUGUGGAUUAGAAGAAAGAAGACUUCCAUCCAGUCUCCUAGAACUGAGACCUCUGACAACUUGGAGCAGAUGAGCRCUGGUCKUGUMUACGARGACAUCUCAGCUCAACCAACAGAGAYGGAGGACAUUCUCUAUYGCAGCYUCCAGUUCACCAWCAACACAGAUGCUCUCUACUCUGAACUCCAGCCACACCAGCCAACAGAAGAAGAACAGACGCUUUAUGCUGUUGUCAACAUUAGACCCAAAACAAACCCUGAGUAA